Molecule: messenger RNA, 1995 nt
Organism: Salvia splendens (bonfire salvia)
Lineage: Eukaryota; Viridiplantae; Streptophyta; Magnoliopsida; Lamiales; Lamiaceae
Product: protein ASPARTIC PROTEASE IN GUARD CELL 1
Exons: 1
Coding region: 215-1627 (470 amino acids)
Biological process (GO): proteolysis
Molecular function (GO): aspartic-type endopeptidase activity
Source: RefSeq, a predicted model, not a curated record
UAGACACUAAUUUAUUUAACCGUGAUAAUUAGACUCUCUUUUCAUGACACUAAAUAAGAAAUCAAACGUCAUGCAAAACAAGUGAAACCCCAAAAUCUAAUUACAAUAACAAAACAAACCUAUUUCCUCUCCUCCCAUUCAAAGCUUGUCUUCUCCCUCCCAACAUUUAAAAUCUGUAUAAAUAUCAUUGAUUCGCAAUCCUCCAUUAUCAUCAAUGGAGAAAUUCGCCGUCUUCUUCGCAUUCCUCUCCGUUUCCGCUGCCUCCAGAACACUCCCGCCCAAUUCCAACUCCAAUAUCCUCCAUGUUUCUGCCACCAUUUCCAACACCCAGUCUCUGUUCUCGCACAAUUCUAGAGGCGUACUACCCUCAAUGCACGCGGUACACCACCGGAAGCCAUCGGUUUCGGUUUCUCCCCUCAGUUUCGACCUCCACCCGCGAUUGUCAUUCAGCGGAACGUCGGAGAAGAACUACAAAUCGCUCGCUCUGGCGCGCCUCCGCCGCGACUCCGCCCGAGUCGAGGCGAUUCAGAGUAGGCUAGAUCUUACGCCUCUGGAGGCGGAGAAGCUGGAGGGGGCGGUGAUCUCCGGCACGAGCCAGGGAAGCGGCGAAUACUUCAGCCGCGUGGGAGUGGGGAGGCCGCCGCUGGAGGCGUACAUGGUGCUGGAUACAGGGAGUGACGUCAGCUGGCUGCAAUGCGCGCCCUGCUCAGACUGUUACCAACAGUCCGACCCGAUUUUCGACCCGAGGCAAUCCUCCUCCUUCACGCCCCUCGCAUGUGACACCAGGCAAUGCAGAUCUCUCGACGUCUCCGAAUGCCGCAACGACACGUGUCUCUACGAGGUCUCCUACGGCGACGGCUCCUACACCGUCGGCGAUUUCGUCACUGAGACCGUCACCUUCGCCGGAUCUCAAUCCGUCGACAAAAUCGCAAUCGGCUGUGGCCACAAUAACGAGGGGCUAUUCGUCGGCGCCGCCGGUCUGAUCGGCCUCGGCGGCGGCAAGCUCUCCUUCCCCUCGCAGAUCAACGCCACCUCCUUCUCCUACUGCCUCGUCGACCGCGACUCCGCCUCCGCCUCCACGCUCGAUUUCAAUUCCCCCGCGCCUCCGGGAGCCGUAACGGCGCCGAUGGUACGGAGCCCUAGCCUGGACACGUUCUACUACGUGGAUCUGUCCGGAAUCAGCGUCUCCGGCGAGAUGCUGCCGAUCUCUCCGUCGACGUUGAAGCUGAACGUCGACAGCGGCGAAGGAGGCGUGAUUGUGGACUCCGGCACGGCUGUGACGAGGCUGCAGGAGGAGGCGUACGACGCGAUGCGAGAGGCGUUUAGGAAGGGGACGGCGGAGCUGCCGGAGGCGGACGGAGUGGCGCUGUUCGACACGUGCUACGAUCUGAGGUCGAGGAGGAGCGUGGAGGUGCCGACGGUGUCGUUUCAUUUCUCGAACGGGAAGGAGCUGGCUUUACCGGCGAAGAACUACAUGAUUCCGGUGGACUCGGCAGGGACAUUCUGCUUCGCUUUUGCAGGGACGUCGUCUGGGCUUGGGAUUAUUGGGAAUGUUCAGCAGCAGGGGACACGUGUCACUUAUGAUCUCGCUAAUUCUCUCAUUGCCUUCUCUUCCAAUAAUUGCUAAGAGCACACUAGAUUUGUGAGUGUGUGGGCCGGGCCUCAACAACUGUAAGCCCAUAUAGAGAUUCUGUAUAAAUUAUGGAGUAAUUAUUGCAGCAAGAUAUAGUGUUACUACUCCACCUAGGGAGGUUUCAAUCUGAAUUUGACGGGUUGGUCCAAAUAAUCCACCAAAUUAGACAGUUAUGGCUUAGAAAAUAUAACCUGAUAAGAUAGUUGGGCAACCCCGUCAGACUAGUGAGUCGACUUGUCGGGUUAUGGUAAUUUAGGAUUUUUUAUUUUUGUGUUUAUGUUUCUAAUUAACUGGCGCAUAAACUAAUUGGGUACAGGUACACUCCAAUUCUCAAUAUUCUUGAUUCACUAAUUUUACAUUAA